Aspergillus homomorphus CBS 101889 is the source of this 714-nucleotide messenger RNA. RefSeq names its product ubiquinol--cytochrome-c reductase catalytic subunit RIP1 (gene rip1). The record is from RefSeq and is a predicted model, not a curated record. Gene Ontology annotation, cellular component: membrane. The transcript has 4 exons. Gene Ontology annotation, biological process: mitochondrial electron transport, ubiquinol to cytochrome c. Gene Ontology annotation, molecular function: quinol-cytochrome-c reductase activity; 2 iron, 2 sulfur cluster binding. Lineage: Eukaryota; Fungi; Ascomycota; Eurotiomycetes; Eurotiales; Aspergillaceae. The coding region runs from base 1 to 714 and encodes 237 amino acids.
AUGUCUCUCGCCUCCGCCUCCAACUCCGUCCUGCGCGCCUGCGCUCGGCAACAACUCACCACUCCUCGCGCCGCCAUCGCCUCCUGCCAGCAGCGGAGGGGUGUCUCCAAUGCCAGGUCCAGCUUCGCCAGCCCUUUCACCCCCUCCCAGGACUACGACUCCACCGUGAAGAUCCCCGACUUCAGCAAAUACUCCUCCAAGAAGGGCCCUCGCUCCAACCAGGUCUUCUCCUACUUCAUGGCUGGUUCCCUCGGUCUGGCCUCUGCUGUCGGUGCUAAGGCUACCGUUCAGGACUUCCUGGUCAACAUGUCCGCUUCCGCCGACGUCCUCGCUCAGGCUAAGGUUGAGAUCGGCCUCGGUGCUAUCCCUGAGGGCAAGAACGUUAUCAUCAAGUGGCGUGGAAAGCCCGUCUUCAUCCGCCACCGUACCCAGGAUGAGAUCGAGGAGGCCCAGAAGACCGAGUGGCAGUCCCUCCGUGACCCUCAGGCUGAUGAGGACCGUGUCCAGAAGGCCGAGUGGCUCGUCAUGCUGGGUGUCUGCACCCACUUGGGUUGUGUCCCCAUCGGUGAAUCCGGUGACUAUGGCGGCUGGUUCUGCCCCUGCCACGGUUCCCACUACGACAUCUCCGGCCGUAUAAGAAAGGGCCCCGCUCCCCUCAACCUCGAGGUUCCCCAGUACAGCUUCCCCUCCGAGGACACCCUCAUCAUCGGUUAA